Molecule: messenger RNA, 1332 nt
Organism: Symbiodinium natans
Lineage: Eukaryota; Dinophyceae; Suessiales; Symbiodiniaceae
Source: the annotation of a GenBank genome assembly
AUGGGGGCAGCGAUGCCCAUGAAGACCUGCACGGCCUGUACAACCCAGCUGAACUUCGGCAACGACGAGGCAGUGGAGCCGGUCGAGACUUCUCGAAACUUGGAGUUCGACGAGAAACUCCUGCCUUUUUCCAGAUGUUUUGCUGAGUUCAGUGAUGAGCUCGCGGCAUCUGCUGCGACAAGAGGUCUCGGAAUGCACGAUGACACCGUCGUGACCCCAUUGUCUCCAGUUUGGUGUGAUGUUUGUGGGCGCUUGCUCUUCGGCAUGGUGCAAGACGCCGUCCAGUGCGGUGCGUGUUCUCGACUGGCAUGCAAGACGUGCGCCUUCUCUCGCAGCUGCGCCGUGAAGGAAAUCGGCCAGUACCUGGCGGCAGGUGCCCCGCUUCCGAUCGACCUUCAGAGCCGAUGCGGCGAGGCGGUGCUGGUAUUGCCAGUCGCCAAACACCACCCUUCCGUGCUCCGCUACGUGUCACAGGCACUCUGGAAAGAUGAGAAGUUCCUUCGCCAAUUGCUAGACUUAGCCGGAGACGAUGCAAAUCUGCGACAAGCUGCCAAGCAGCAGAUGUCAGAACUCGCGCAACCCGACCGGGACGCAAUUGCUGCUGCGAUGAUGGCUGUGCUGCAACAGGGCUUUCAGUCCAGCGGGGCCGCGCUUGCCUUGGAGAUCCUCGCGCAAGUGACAGAGAAAAGCCCAGCUGUGCUUGCUGCAGCGAAGGAGAGGCUGAACGAUGCGGAUGCUGUUGUGCGAGCGGCUGCCGUAUCUGCCGUUUCCUCGUUAGCAAGGAAAGACGACAGGGUCUGCAAGAGUGUGCCAAGGGACCUCUUGCGGUGUCUUGAGGACGAGAGCCAGGCUGUGAGAAGUGCCGCUAUCGAUGCAUUGCCGCAGCUUCAUGCAGAGGGUCGGAGGAAGCUCGCGGCUCUGACACCGCGCCUGCAGGACACCGACCCCGCAGUGAAAGCGGCAGCGCUUCGCUGCCUGCAGAAGCUGCAGGCCACCCAGGUCAAGGUAGAUUCAAGGUACCGGAAGACAAUUAGCAAAGCUUUAGCAGACACACACCCCGAUGUGCGGGAAGCUGCAUGGUCACUGAUUCCUCAUUUGGACAUGGGUGCCUGUGCCACUGUGCUCGCCGACCUCUCCUGGGUGCAGGGCCUGGACGCUGCGACCCGGAGUCGUUUGGUCAAAUCCCUGCGCUCGCUGCUGGAGCCCAUCGGGGCCGAUCGGCUCACCGCAAUCACUGCCGCGGUCGGUAUCUCUAACUGGUGGCUGCGUCUGGCGAUGACUGAAUUUCUCCAUUCCUACCUGGAAGCGGCGAGCCCGCAGGCUCGGGGUUGA